Messenger RNA from Lethenteron reissneri (Far Eastern brook lamprey), 2706 nucleotides. It is a transcript of the gene RABAC1, whose product is annotated as Rab acceptor 1. The record is from RefSeq and is a predicted model, not a curated record. Gene Ontology annotation, cellular component: Golgi apparatus. Lineage: Eukaryota; Metazoa; Chordata; Hyperoartia; Petromyzontiformes; Petromyzontidae.
GAGAAAUCGAAUCGAUUGGGCGCGGUAUGGCGGACAGGGUUGGAGAGACGGAUCCAGCGGAGUUCGGCAUGAAGACGGACGGCGUGGGACUCGUGGGCAGGCUGGGGCGAGUACACGCAUGGGUACAGCAACGGCGCACAUUGCUGCGCCCCUGGUCCUCCUUUGUGGAGCAGAAGCGUUUCACGCGGCCACGCGACCUGAGCGAGCUCUGUCGGCGCGUUGUCCGCAAUGGCGAGCACUUCCAGGCCAACUACAUGAUGGUGUUCCUCGGACUCGCCGUGUAUUGUGUGAUGACCUCGCCUAUGCUGCUGCUUGCCCUCGCCGUGUUCCUGGGCGCGUGCUACAUCAUCAGCCUGCGCUCACAGACCUCAAAGCUCGUACUUAUAGGUCGUGAGCUGAGUGUGACACAACAGUACGGGGCAGCAGCAGGCGUCUCCUUUCCACUUUUCUGGCUGGCUGGCGCUGGUUCUGCUGUCUUCUGGGUUCUUGGUGCGACUCUGUUCGUCAUCGGCGGCCAUGCCUCGCUGCACUGAGCUGGAACAAAACGACUUUGAGGAGCUGCAGAUGGAGAGUGUGUAACCGUGGUCGUGGUGGUGGCGGGGUUGCCUCCAACAGGGGCACUGGCACAGUCACCGCUGAACGCGCCGCCAUGCCCCCCCACACAACCGCCAAUAUCUGUUAUCACGGUGUCCUUGCCAAGCACCGGUUGUGUGUGUGGUGCCGUAUUGAUGCACACCAGCAAGUUAACAUACCUUGGCACUUUCCUGUGUGACAUGAGUCAGUGAUGCACUUUCCUGCUAUUGCUUUCACAUGACUUUUCAGAUUACGUAAAAUAUUUUCUAUGUUUAGAUUGUUCUGGAGGUGUUAUUAUGAAUGUACAUAUGUACAUAUAGUAUACCAUAUUACAUUCCUUAUAUUGCCAUGUGGUGAAGGUUAUUUUUUUUCAAAUACAUUUAAUGGUAAAAAUGGAAAACAAGAACAGGGUAUGUGAAUACGAGUUUGAGAAUUGCUGUGUAAAACAUUGAAAUGCUUUGCAAAAGAAAAAUGAUUAAAAUACACUUUACAUUGUGAUUGCAUUUUAAUAACAUGCAUACAGUUUAUCUGUUUCCAUAUUCAAUACCCCUGGUUGUUGUGGUGAUUGCUUGUAACUAAUAAUCUUUAGUUUUAAAAUAUGUUGAGGGAUACAAUAACGUGUUUUGGGAAAUAGGAUUACAUUCAAUAACCUCCCAAAGUGUGCAAAUGUUACUUGCCCGCCUCAUAAGUGAAUGGAUACGUACACAAACCAUUUGUGAGGUGAAACAGACCACUUGCAAUUUCUGAUUUUCACUCGUAGCCCUCAUUUUCUGACGUGGGUGAGGUGGCUCAAGAUUGCUCUUUAGAAACCUGACCAUUGCUGAGGUACUGAAAGUUAUGGGUUCUUAGCUGGGGGUCCAAUGGGGACAUGAGUUGGCUCCAGUUCUGAUGGCCAUAGGGGAACUCGUGUUUUGUAGCUGCUGAUGACAUACGUCAGAUUAAUAUGAAGGUGAAUACAAUAAUAUGCCUGUGGGUGAAGGGCUAUAGCCUGACGUCCAAGCUUGGUUUUUUCCUGGAAACCUGAGGUGGAUCUGAAUAUCCUACCGGACCUGUAGCCACUGCAUAUCCCUGGGUUCCUUUGAUGCCGUCGCGGUCUGUGCUGGCAUGUCUAUAAAAAAGACAAGUGACAUGGAGUUAACACCACGUGCAUUUGUCAUUAGCCACAGCUUGUCUGGCUUAGCAUAUACAUACCUGCAAAUCAAUAUUGCUCUUUUUGAUGGGGGGGGGGGGGUUGGGAGGAUCUAAAAAUGUUGGUAACACCUUGCAACUGUAUGAAGUUGUGGAGAACAAGCUUUUAGGGCACCGGCUGUAAUGAAAAGUUUUACAAAAUGUAAUAAAAACUAUGAGAGUAUGCACGUCUUCAUUUCUAAGCUUUUGCCUUUUUAAGAUAUUGCAGAGCACACUAAUGUAUGCGAUAUAUUUAUCUCUACGAUGAUGGUUAUGGGAAAUGGUAGCAUCGUGUCUGGGUCGGCUUAAAACAGGUGUGGUCACCACAGCCUGUUUGCACAGAGCUGAUGGCUCAGUUACUCCCAGUUAAUGAGUUGAUGGCUGAGUUACUCUGCAUAAUUAAUGAAGGAUAUGACCAAAGUGCACUGCAGCAGAGCAAACGUUUAAGAUCCUCUUACCUCGUUUGCAAAAAUAGAUCGCAUGUUGGACUAGUAUCUCGGAGCACAAUUGAAAAUGUCUCGCAACAAUUACAGAAUAACCUCACCCUCUAUUAUUUCCCAAGUGUCCCUUGUUUAAAGUGAUGUCGGUACAAUGUUUUCAUCUGGAUGACUGAACCUUUAAGUGGGGUCUGGCGAUGUAGUGUCGAGGAUAAAUUAUAAAACGCAAAUAAAUUGGUGGGCGCGGGGAAUUGGUGUUGCCGGCCAAAGGUGACGUGUAUGCAGGACCUCACUCGUGAGGUUCUUCAGAUUCCAAUGCUUAUCUCUAACCCAUUGAACAUGAAACAUUGGGCCAACGUGGGUCCAACGGUUCCAAUCACAUGCCAAUGUUGGCCCAACGCAGCAUGUUUAAGGAAAUUGCUUGGUUAUAUUUUUGGUUCUUUUGUGUGCUAAAUAAUACAAAAUGAAAAUUCUGUACAAUCGCUGUAACUGAGUUGGCUUCAAAAAUAAAACAGGUUGUGUAACACGA